Molecule: messenger RNA, 3291 nt
Organism: Dovyalis caffra
Lineage: Eukaryota; Viridiplantae; Streptophyta; Magnoliopsida; Malpighiales; Salicaceae
Source: the annotation of a GenBank genome assembly
AUGAGGAAAGUCAGGUUUAAGAGUAUGAAGGAGGUUUAUGAGAAUAGUAGUGAGGUUAUUGAGUGCAAGAUCGCACCAACAUUAAACGUUGGUUAUCCGGUAAAAGGGCCUUCAGAUGGAAAGAACCACAUUGUUGGGCUGAAUAUGGGAUCCUCUGUCACAGAAAAUAUAUUUGGUAGCAAACAGUAUUCAAGUGAUAAAGCUCACUUGAAAGAAGAAUCUGGGACAUGUGACAAUUGCACAAACUCAUGCUCAUGCUGUAUGGCGGCAUCACUGAUGAGAAUGAAGGCUGAUGUUGGGUUUUCGUAUGAAAACUCUAAGGGAAAAGUAGAUGAUCAGCAUUCUCGUGGUGGUGCUCGUAUGCUAUCCCCUAAGGAUAGUGCACGCAAAAGUAGAACUCUCUCCACCAGCGAGAUUAGCAACCUUCUAAGUGCAUGCUCAAGCCAUGCUUCAUUCUCUGAAAAUGAAGAAAGUAAAGACACUUUGAGAGCAUCUGGUAUUUCUGAAAACUCUGAGAUGCUAGGAGAAGUAAAUGAUCAGCAUACUGGUCUGCCAAAUUGUGGUUUCUCCAGUAUCGUGCUUAAAAAGUGUCAGAAGCAUAAAGAAUGGGAUUGCUUUGGUGAUGAUACCUCUUGCAUUAGUGGUUCAGAGUACACAGACAAGAUUGCUGGUGAUCAUCAUGGUUAUACAGACAGCAAGAACAUAUCAUCUAGUUCAGCCUCAAUUGAGAGUUUUCCUGUAAUUGAAAAUGCUGCUAAUGUUCAACCUGCUCUCUGUUCUUUAGCUAGAGGUCAAUUUGAUACAGUAGACAAUCACCAGCCUCGAAACUCAAUUAAGUUUACCAAUGAAUCUGCACAGGCAAUUGCAGUUUUUUCAAAUAAACCUCACCUACUACAUAUUUCUUCAGCUAGAGAUUUCUAUAUUGGGGCUAACUCAUCAAAGGGAGAACCCUCUGAGUGCUCUGAGGAGCAAGUGGAAUCACCGUUGAUGAGAGCAGCAGCCUUUUGGGUUGAUGCUCAGUUACAUGACUUAGAGAGCCACGCAGAAUCCGUGAAAUCUGAGAUUGGAAGGAAGGAUGGAGAAGCUGCUGUUGCAAAACGUUCACAUGAAAAGGAAGAAGAACCUGCUACACAGGCUCAGCCUGUGGACCAUGAUGAUGAACUGGAUCACAUGGAAGAUGAAGUGAUAAAUGCUAAUGCAUGGGACUCUGGGAAAAUUAAGCGUGUAAAAGUCUGCGAUAUCUGUGGAGACGUGGGUCAGGUGGAGAAGCUUGCUACUUGUAGCAAGUGCAUUGAUGGAGCAGAACACAUAUACUGCAUGCGUGAAAAGCUGGACAAAGUUCCUGAAGGAAAUUGGAUGUGUGAAGAGUGCAUGCUUGUGGAUGAAAAUGGAAAGCAAAAGAAAAAUAAAUUUGAAAAAGAAAACGCUGUUCAAUUAAAGGAGUCAUCCUUGAAUGAGAUAACAAAGAACUCCAAAAGUUCAGGUGCUUUCAAUUGUAAUAUUAGUUUGGGAUCAAAUAAUGAAGGGGCAGGUGUGGAUAAGAACACGAGAAAUGAUAGUUCUACCUGUCUCUUUCCUGCUAAGAGACCAGUAGAUGAUUCAGAAGCAUUCACUGUGAAAAGAAGGACGCCUGAAAAAAGUCACAACCCCUCCGCGCUAUCCAAAGAAUCCUGCAGCAAAGCUGCAAUUUGUUGGGGUUCUUCAUUCAAGGACAUUGAUGAGGGGAAAAUGAAGUCAACCUAUGAAGGUUCUCUUUUGAAAUCAAAAUCAUUUGACGGUAUAAAUUCAAAAGUGGAACUUCAACAGUCAGAGGGUGGUGUUAACAAGCAAAAUUUGGGGAAAGGAACUGCUACCUGUCUCAAUAAGGAGGGGUUUGCCAGGAUGUGGUGCAAAUCUACAUUAUUCAAGAAAGCUAGCUUAGACCAUGUAAAUGCCGCUGACUCCAAGGUUAAAAAGAUCUCUUCUAAUUUUGCUCAUGUAGAAGAAACGAAAAGGCUCAGACAUGGAAAGGAGGAAAAUUUGGUCAUAUCAAAAAAUACACUUCCUAACCCAUUGAUGAAAUCACCGGUUGCUGAUAAUUAUGCUUCUGCAGAAAUGAGGGAUAGAAGAAACCCACUUCAAGGGGAAGCUAGUGUACUGCCUUUGUCUAGGCCCAAACAUCAUGAUGUGGUAGAUGUCCAAGGUGGAUUUGGAAUUCAGAGAAGUGGAAGACUUGUUAGUUCUUGCGAUGGCAUCCAAGCACACAUAUCGAGUUGUGCUUCACCUAAAGUUCAUGAAAUAGUGCGUAAACUGCCCCAGAAAAUUCUAGCAGAGCAAGCAUCUCGCUUGGUUAUGUGGCCAACUCAGCUCCCAGAAAGUCAGGCCAAAGAAGAAAACAUUGCACUCUACUUUUUUGCUAAGGAUAUUGAGAGAGGGAGGAAGAUAAAUAGCUCCCAGGACAUUCCAAAUCCUCAAAGGACUUGUUUUUCUGAGUUGAAUGUGCCGCCAUCUGGUUUGCACAACCUGCAUUCCUCCACUCAUAAGAGUGGAAUUUUGUCUCCCUCAAAUAUUCGUUUCAAUGCUCAACGAACAUCAGACUCUAUUAUCUCACUAGAAGUGCCUACUCUUGCUCUUGCUAGAAUGGGUGAGAGUUGUGAAAACAAAGUUUCUUCUCCACUUCAGAAAUUGUCACAUUUUCAAAGUUCUGAUGAAUGGCUGAGUUCGGGUGGCACUUCAAAGAAGAGUGAGCAGUCGUCCAGGAAUGUGCAACACAAUGGCCCUUCUCAGGACAAUGAAAAGAAAAGGAGAGAAAAAGAAAGUGAUCCAAAUAGAGUGUGUGAUAUAGAUAUGGUGACAGCUGAUGAAGAACAAGAGGGCAAGAGGAUGAAAAGUUUCGAUGGAAUGCUCAAGCAUAGUAGUUCUGGCGACCCCCAUUUUUUGGGUUAUAGAUUGCCAUCUGGGGCAAUUGAUGUCAGUCCUGUUUCUAUUAAGUCCACUCAGCAUCUGGUAGUUUCCCGGAAUGGUGAGAGUCCGUUCGAAUCUGGAAAUCCAAAUCUUGAACUUUCCUUGGGGAUUGGCAAAAGAUUAGCUGAGCAAGGAGCUGUUUCCCUGCCUCCACAGGUCGGGCAUAAUCGAAGCAAAGACACUGAGGAUUCCAAUGAAGUAACAAGCAACAAAAAUGACAAAUUCUCCAAGUUUCUGCCUCUUUCUGUGGCCUCGUCUACUUCCAUCUUAGAGCAAGAAGCGAAGCAGGUUAUAGAACCAAAGCUGUUGUUUCCAAACGUUGAUCCUUCACUUCGGCUUUCACUUUAA